Molecule: messenger RNA, 2266 nt
Organism: Phaedon cochleariae (mustard beetle)
Lineage: Eukaryota; Metazoa; Arthropoda; Insecta; Coleoptera; Chrysomelidae
Source: the annotation of a GenBank genome assembly
AUGGCUGAUUCAGUUGAAUUGCGUAUGAGCGUAACGUCUAUCAAAAGAGUAGAUCCAUAUGUAAAAAAUAUUUUAGCAAGUGCUACUCACGUCGCAUUAUAUAUUUUCAACACAUCUAUUAACGAAUGGGAGAAAACAGAAACUGAAGGUGCGCUAUUUAUAUAUAGUAGAAAUGGGGAACCAUUUCAUAGCAUGAUGGUUAUGAACAGGUUGAAUACCGACAACUUAUUGGAACCGAUUGUAAAAGACUUUGAUUAUCAGAUGCAAGUACCUUUUCUAUUAUACAGAAAUUCCAAAAGCAAAAUAUUUGGUAUUUGGUUUUUUAAUCGAGAAGAGUGUAUACGCAUUACCUUUAUGAUAGAAUCUCUCAUGGAAGGACUAAAAGACAAAAACGACGACAAAUCGAAGAAACUCGAGAACGGCGUCGAUAUAUUCAGUAUGUUAACAAGGGCUCAAGAAGAUUUCAAUAGAACACCUACAAAGCAUGAUGGACUUCCAGCAUUUUCAUCUACUCCUAGAGUGCCAGAUGUUACAUCUCAGAGUGUCAUGGAUUUUUUUGCAAAAGCAAGCACUAAGACAUCUCAAAAACCUAGUGUUUCUGGUGGUAAUGGUGAAAAUGUUUUGCAAAGGCUAAUGUCCAAUCCAGCUCAUAGUGUGGAACAUAUAGAAAAGCAGCAACGUUCUAUAACACCCCAAGACCACCUGAAUACCAGACAAUGCCCCUCAAACAAUGCAGAUAGGAGAAGUGUUCCAAUCUCUAUUCCAGGUAGCAGCUCUGUUGAUACUAAAAUAUACCCAGAAAAUGGGGUAGGUGUGCACUCUUCUUCACUUCAGAAAUCUCAACCACAAACCACUUCGCCCCUUGCCUAUUUAUUGCAGAAUCAAAGCAGAACUCAGACUGAGAAAGAAGAUAAUAAUGAUCUUCUAGGAUCUUCACCAUUUGCUCAGUUUAUGGAUAUACACAAACCUCAUUUGAUGACCCCAAUGAUGUUCACUACUCCUAAAGCCAAGGAAACACUGAAUAAUUCAUCAGACAGUCAAGAGGAUCAAAUUGAUCUGUUGACAGAAAAGCAGCUAGCACAGGCUCUUAUUUAUCUUUUGAAAAAUAACCAAGAUUUCACAAAACAAAUUCAUGAAGCUUAUGUGAAAUCUAUAAUGGAAAGAGUCAAUUUGAAUAGCAAAUCUUUGAUGUAGAUCUAAAAGGAUAGUAAUUUAUUAAUUUUUACUGUUUGACUUCAUCUUGAUAGCAGUUGCUUUUUUUAAAUGCUACAAGUAUGAUAUUACAUAUGACUGAACUUUGAACUAAGGAAAAGAAUAAUUUUGAUUUUAUUUUUUCAUAGGUGUAGUAUAGUUACUUGGAUAAAGUUUUAAUUUUGUAAAUAUUUUUUGGUUCUUCAGUCAAACUUUUCACAAAAUGACAAAACAACUUUCUAAUUCAUUCAUCAUUGAUAUCUUUGCAAGAUUGGUAUCAAUGUUUGUAUUAAUUCUGACUAGAAAGUUAUUUAUUCCUCAUUUCUCAGGUUCACAUUUGUUUGAUGGAAUUGUCACCUCAAUAUCAAAACUCAAUUUGUAAAUAAUGAAAAUUUGGAUCAUAAAAAAUCACAAGAUUAUUAUAGAUAUGAUUAUCAAGGUUACAGAAAGUUGUAUUUGAACAUUUCAUCUCUAUAUUUAUUCAUCUGAUUAUCAAAUUAUUGUCAGAAAAUUCAAUUUACUGCCAUCCAUUUUUGGAGUAUUUCCCAGUUCCAUAAUACAAUUUGAAUACACUGUUAUUGAAGUAUUAUUUCUCAAUCAAAAUAGUACAUUAGUAGUUUUGAUAUGGAUGGAAAAUAUGAAUCUUGAAAACAUAAUUGAAUUACAAUGCUUACAUAACCUUCUUGAAAAUAUCAGUUUUCCUACCAACACUGUAAAAGUUACAUAGGUAUACUUUAUCUGAGUGUUUAAAAUUUAAAUUGACUUGAAUUUUUAUUGAACAAUUUUAUUCAUUUGCUAGCAUAUAAUUCAUUAUUUAUUAUUUAUAUCAAUUAUAUGAUUAUCACAUUAGUGAAGAGGUACAUGAUUUUGAACAUCUGUAAUUUUUAUUGUUGAUUAUUCAUAAAAUUAAUGACAUGUUCUGCCUUGUCCAAGUUACAUUAGUACUAAUAAAUCCAGUGAUAUUUUUAAACGAAAAUAUAUGUUUGAAGUAUUGUCUCCUGAUGUAUAUAUAUUUUAAAUUAUUGUUCAGUGUCCAUAUGAUGCAAAUAUUUUCAAUAAAAACUUCCUGAACUGU